GCGAGGUGACGGCACGACCCGAUCGCACGUUGGCGCGAGCGGGCGGGCGGCACAGCACAGUUCCGCCUCGCGCACCGCACCGCACCGAGAUUAUUUGCCAUUUUUAUAAUCGCGUUACAUGAGAGUCGCGUCCGCUUGGCCUGGCUGGCUGGCUCCCCUCCAACCUCCUCUCCUGUCGCGCUUGCGCCUGUGCUCCUCACGUCGUGCCGCGGUCGCGUUGCCCUCCACCACCACCAGCCCACCGCCCCCGCGUCGCUGCUGCAGCUGCUGCUGCUUCGUGGUCCGCCGUACGCCCCCGAGGCGGAUCGUGCCGCCGCAUAGGGGACCGGCGAUUGGCGUGCGCCCGAGGGGAGGAGAUCGCCCGUCGGCGCCGCCGACCGAGCCGCGACUCCUCCCGUCCGAUCGCAGCGCUUUGAAGGCCCGACCCUCUGUACACCGGGGGGGGGGGGGCUCGAUCGCCGCAGAUGAAACAUGGCUUCGAUGUUAAACAUUGUUAUAGGCUCUCAUGUGUGGUUGGAAGAUAAAGAUUUAGCUUGGGUUGAUGGUGAGGUCUUCCGAAUUGAUGGGCAAAAUGCCCAUGUUCGCACAACCAAGGGAAAAACGGUCAUUGCAAAUAUAUCGGAUAUACACCCUAAAGACACAGAAGCACCACCUGAUGGAGUUGAUGACAUGACAAGGUUAUCAUACUUGCAUGAGCCUGGUGUUUUAGAUAACCUGGCUGUCAGAUAUGCCAAAAAUAUAAUUUAUAGCUACACUGGCAAUAUUUUGAUUGCAAUAAAUCCAUUCCAAAGGCUGCCUAAUCUGGUUGAUGUCCGUACUAUGGAAAAAUACAAAGGCGCAGAUCUUGGUGACCUAGAUCCUCAUGUAUUUGCAAUAGCUGACGUCUCUUACAGGCAAAUGAUAAACGAAGGAAAGAGUAACUCCAUUUUGGUCAGUGGUGAAAGUGGUGCUGGCAAAACUGAAACUACUAAGUUAUUGAUGAGAUAUCUUGCAUUUUUGGGUGGGAGAUCUGGAACAGGAGCGAGGACAGUCGAACAGCAGGUUUUAGAAUCUAACCCAGUCCUUGAAGCUUUUGGGAAUGCGAAAACUGUUCGGAACAACAACUCAAGUCGAUUUGGUAAAUUUGUUGAAAUCCAAUUUGACAAGAGUGGGAAGAUAUCUGGUGCUGCCAUUAGAACUUACUUGCUUGAGAGAUCUCGAGUCUGCCAAACUAAUAGUCCAGAGAGAAACUACCAUUGCUUUUACUUCCUGUGUGCAGCACCAUCAGAGGAUCUAAAGAAGUAUAAGCUGGGGGACCCAUCUUCAUUUCACUAUCUCAAUCAGUCAGCUUGCAUUAAAGUUGAUGGGAUCAACGAUGCUGAAGAAUAUCUCGCAACAAGAACUGCAAUGGAUACUGUUGGCAUCACUGAGCAAGAACAGGAAGCUAUAUUCCGGGUUGUUGCUACUGUGCUUCAUCUUGGAAACAUUAACUUUGCGAAAGGGAGAGAGGCAGAUUCAUCUGUAAUAAAGGAUGACAAAUCUAGAUUCCAUCUUAAUACAGCAGGAGAGCUCUUGAUGUGUGAUUGCAAGAAGUUGGAGAACGCCUUAAUAAAUAGGGAAAUAAAUACGCCAGAAGGAGUGAUUACCACUUCAGUUGGUCCUAAUUCUGCUACUAUUAGUAGGGAUGGUCUAGCAAAACAGAUAUACUCUCGAUUAUUUGACUGGCUUGUGAAUAGAAUAAAUGCAUCAAUAGGACAAGACCCAAACUCGAACCAACUGAUCGGGGUACUUGAUAUAUAUGGUUUUGAAAGUUUUAAAACUAACAGUUUUGAACAACUAUGCAUCAAUUUUACCAAUGAAAAACUCCAGCAACAUUUUAACCAGAAUGUCUUCAAAAUGGAGCAGGAGGAGUAUACAAGGGAGCAGAUUAAUUGGAGCUAUAUAGAGUUUGUUGACAACCAAGAUGUACUUGACUUGAUUGAAAAGAAACCAGGUGGCAUUAUUGCACUUCUUGAUGAAGCCUGCAUGUUCCCAAAGUCAACACACGAGACAUUAUCUCAGAAACUGUAUGAAAAGUUCAAGAGCCACAAAAGAUUCACCAAACCAAAGCUUUCCCGUACUGCAUUUACAGUUCAACAUUAUGCUGGAGAUGUAACAUAUCAAUCUGACCAAUUCCUGGAUAAAAACAAAGACUAUGUGGUAGCAGAGCAUCAAGAAUUACUUAAUGCUUCCAAGUGCCCUUUUGUAUCUGGUUUAUUUCCACCAGUGACAGAAGAGAACACAAAAUCAUCAAAAUCCUCGAUUGCGACCCGCUUUAAGAUGCAACUUCAUGAGCUCAUGGAGACUUUGAGCUCUACGGAACCACAUUACAUUAGAUGUAUAAAACCAAAUAGUGUUCUUAAGCCUGCCAUUUUUGAGAACACCAACGUUCUACAGCAGCUUCGAUGUUCAGGUGUUCUUGAAGCCAUUAGAAUCAGCUGUGCUGGAUAUCCCACACGGAAGCUAUUUCAUGAUUUUCUUCAUCGCUUUCGUGUUCUUGCUCCUGAAAUUUUGAAAGAAAAAAAUGAUGAAAAAGUCACCUGCCAAAAGAUUUUGGACAAAAUAGGAGUACAGGGUUAUCAGAUAGGAAGAACUAAGGUAUUUCUGAGAGCUGGUCAAAUGGCUGAACUGGAUGCUAGAAGAACAGAGGUGCGAAACAAUGCAGCCAGAGGUGCUCAGAGUCAAUUCCGUACUCAUGUUGCUCGUGAGCAGUUCUUAAUUCUACGGAAUGCAUCUAUCUGUUUGCAAUCCUUUGUUAGAGCAAGAUUGGCUUGUAAGCUACACGAGUUCUUGAGACAACAAGCAGCAGCACUGAAAAUUCAGAAAAACACCCGGUGGUAUUUUGCAUGGAAAACUUAUUAUCAACUACGCUUGUCAGCAAUUACGUUGCAGACAGGGCUAAGGGCCAUGGUAGCUCGCAAUGAAUUCAACAUCAGAAAGCAAAAUAAAGCUUCUAUCCAUGUCCAGUCCCGGUGGCGGUGCCACAGAGAUUAUUCAAAUUAUAUAAAACUGAAGGGAGCAGCACUAACAUAUCAAUGUGCUUGGCGAAGAAGGGUUGCCCGGAAGGAGCUACAAAAGCUCAGAAUGGCUGCAAGAGAUACGCAAGCUCUAAAGGUGGCAAAAGAGAAACUUGAGGAGCGUGUGGAAGAGCUAACAAGCCGCCUGGGCCUAGAGAAGAAACUAAGGACUGAUUUGGAGAAGUCCAAGGUAGAAGAAGUUUCUAAAUUGCAGGCUGCUCUUCUUGAGAUGGAGCAGCGAGUACAAGAAGUCACAGCAAUGCAGGAGAGAGAAUCAGCAAAAAAGGCUGUUGAAGAAGCUCUGGCUCAAGAAAGAGAAAAGAUCAGUUUAUUGACUACUGAAAAUGAGGGCCUCAAGGCGCUGCUAAUAGCAGAACGCGAGGAGAAUGAUGUAAAAAAGAAAGAACAUGCUAAUGCUCAGGAAAGAAAUGAAGAAUUAAAUAAGAAAGUCAAGGGCACAGAUGAAAAGAUCAAACAGUUUAGUGAUAUUAUACAGAGACUAGAAGGGACUGUAAGGGAAGGAGAGGCCCUUCUGCUAACAGAAAGGCAACAAAGUGAAGCAGCUAGCACUGCACUAGCUGAAUCUCAAGUGAGAAAUGAAGCAUUAGCAAGCAAGCUUGAAGAUGCUGUGAACCAAAAUGAUCUCCUCUGUGAAACUGCUAAAAGUUUUGAAGAAGCCAUGGCAAAUCUGGAAUCUUCACUGACAGUUGAAAAGCAACAGCAUGAGGCAGAUAUGGUAGAACUAGUUGAAGCACGAGAGAAAAUUGAAGAGCUUCAGAGAGAAGUUGGGGAUACUGACGAAAAAUCCACUCUGCUUCAGACUACUAUACAAAGACUUGAAGAAAGAUUAAGGGAGAAGGAUGCUCUGUUGAUCACAGAAAGACAAGAAAAUGAAGCGAGUAAGAAAUUGCUCAGCAAAUCUCAGGAUAGAAAUAAGGAGUUACUCAAUAAAAUUGAAGACGCUGAAAAAAAUAAUGCUCAAUUCCAAGACACCAUCCAAAGACAUGAAGAAAAUAUAACAGCACUGGAAACUUCACUGAGAACUGAAAGGCAGCAAAACGAUGGAAUCAUGAAGCAACUAACUGACUCUCAGGGAGAAAUAGGAGAGCUGCAAAGGAAGCUUGAAGAUGCUGAUAGCAGAAACAGUCUGCUUCAAGAUUCUUUACAGAGACUUGAAGAAGAUGCUACUACAAGAGAGGGCUUAUUGGUAGCUGAAAAGCAAGAAAAUGAAGUGACAAAAAAGACACUAACUGAAGCUCUGGAUCAAAUAGAGGAAUUAGUCAAGGAAGUUGAGUGUACUAACCACAGUGUGCAUCAGCUUCAAGAUAGUAUACAAAGACUUGAACAAAGUGCAGUUGCAAGAGAGGCAAUUUUGCUAACGGAACGUCAGGAAAAAGAUGCAACAUCAAAAGCGCUAGCAGAGGCACAAGGAAGGAUUGAGGGUUCACUGAAGGAAAUUUACUCUGCUAAUAGAAAAAUUGAUCAACUUCAAAAAACUAUAGAGAGGUUAGAAGAGGGUGCAACAACAAUAGAUGCUGAGCAUGAUCAAACAAAGAAAGAACUUUUUGAAGCUCAAGAGAUAAACAAGGAAUUACUAAUGAAAAUUGAGGAAGAUGAGAAAAAGAUAGACCGGCUCCUAGAGAAUGUGGAGAGACUUGAAAAAGAAGCAACUGCAAGAGAGUCUUUGCUGCUUAUGACAAAGCAAAGUCAUGAUGGCACUAUAAAAGUUCUGGUUGACGCUCAAGAGAGAAACCAAGAGUUGAUGAACAAACUAGAGGGCUCAGAUAGCAAAAUUGGUCUGCUCGAAGAUUCAGUAAAAAGACUUGAACAAGAUGGCACUGCCAAUGAAGCCUUAUUGCUAACCGAAAAACAGGCACAUGAGGCAACAAGGAAGACUCUCACUGAAGCACAGGAAAGGAAUGAAGAAUUGCUGAAGAAAAUUCAUGAUGAUGAGAAAAAUAUUCUUCAACUUCAGUUUACUAUACAGAGGUUUGAGGAAAAUACAGUUGCAAAUGAGAAUUUGUUGUUGAGAGAAAGGGAGCAAAAUGAUGCAACAACAAAAGUGCACAUUGAAAGUCAAGAAAGAUAUGAAGAACUACUAAAGAAAUUCGUGGAUGUUGACAGUAAAAUUGAUCUUCUUCAAGAUACCAUAGAAAGGCUUGGAGAAAAUACAACUACAAAGGAUGCUCUGUUGCUAUCAGAGAGGCAUGAGAAGGAUUCAAUUAAGAAAGCACAUACUGAGGCUGAAGAGAAAAACAAAGUGUUACUAAUGAAAGUUGAAGAUGCUAAUGAAAAAAAUGAACACCUUCAAACUACAAUAAACAAGCUUGAAGAAAACAUCUCUGCAAAAGAUGUUUCUUUGGAAGCUGCAAUGCAAGAGAAUGUCACAAUCAGGAAAUCUCUUACUGAAGCACAAGAGAGAAAUGAUGAAUUACUCAAGAAAAUUAACGAUAGUGAAUACAGGAUCCACUUACUUCAAGACACAGCACAGAAGCUUCAAGUAGAUGCUAUAUCAAGAUUGUCUUCUUUUGUAAUGGAAAAACAAGAAAGUGAUGCUGCCAAGAGAGCUGUUACUGAAGCUCAUGAAAGAAAUGAAGAUUUACUGAAGAGAAACGAGGACCUCCUCAAGAGGAAUGAUGAUUUGAUUAAGAAAAUUGAAGAGUCUGGUAAAAUUGUCACUCAACUUCAGGAGGCCUUACAAAGGCUUGAAGGAAAAGCAGCCAACUUAGAGGCUGAGAACCAAGUUCUCCAUCAACAAGCAAUUGCAACUCCGUCUACUGCCAAAUCCUCAGCUUCACGCUCAAAAAUAACAAGGAUCUAUAGAAGCCCAGAGAAUGGCCAUAUGUUGAAUGGUGGCAUAACACAAACUGAAAUGAAGCCCUCAACUGGCACAUCAGAAGCAAUACCCUCAGUGGGCAAUGUUCCUGACUUGAGCAACCAAAAAGAUUUUGAACAUGGAGAAAAACUUCAAAGAGCACUUAAUCAGAAAUAUCAGUCUUCCCAGCACCAGCAGCCCCAGGAUGAUCAGCAGUUGUUACUCACUUGCAUUUCACAAUAUCUUGGAUUUUCCGGGAGCAAGCCUGUUGCAGCUCUUCUUAUAUAUCAAUUCCUUCUUCAUUGGAGAUCAUUUGAAGCAAUGAAAACGGGCAUCUUCGACAGCAUUCUACAGACUAUAAACUCAGCAAUAGAGGCUCAAAAUGACAUGAGAACAUUGGCGUAUUGGUUGUCCAACUUAUCUACGUUAACAGUUCUCCUUCAGCGGUCAUACAAAACUACUCGGACAGCAAUCUCAACUCCGCAAAGGCGAAGAUUUUCGUCGGAAAGGAUCUUUCAUGCAAAUCAAACUUCAAAUGCUGGGCUUGCUUAUCUCAGUGGCCAAUCAGUUGUUGGAUCUGCUGGACUAGCCCAAGUUGAAGCAAAAUAUCCAGCUUUGCUCUUCAAACAGCAGCUUGUGGAUCUAAUUGAAAAGGUUUAUGGUAUGAUAAGUGACAGUGUGAAAAAGAAGCUAAACCCUUUGCUUGAAUUGUGUAUACAGGAUCCACGAACUUCACACUCAAGUCAAGCAAAAGGCCAUCUGAAUGGCCUGGGCCAACAGAACCAACUCGCGCAUUGGUUGGGCAUUGUGAAAAUCCUCACCAGCUACUUGGAUGUACUGAGGGCAAAUCAUGUUCCAUCAAUUUUGGUGCACAAACUGUUCGCUCAAAUAUUUUCACUGAUUGAUGUUCAACUAUUUAACCGACUACUUUUGCGGCGUGAGUGCUGUUCGUUUAGUAAUGGGGAAUAUGUCAGAGCUGGACUAGCUGAACUAAAACAUUGGUCCGACAAUGCUACUGGAGAGUUUGCAGGUUCAGCCUGGGAGGCACUGAGGCAUAUCAGACAGGCUGUUGAUUUCUUGGUGAUUUCUCUAAAGCCAAUGAGGACAUUAAGAGAGAUACGCACUGAUGUGUGCCCCACCCUCAGCAUACAACAGCUAGAGCGAAUAGUCAGUAUGUACUUGGAUGACGUGAAUGGUACAAACACUAUUUCAGCAGAGUUUACAUCCAGCUUGAAAACUGUGGUACAUGAGGAAUCGAAUACUGUCACGACUUUUUCUAUACUACUAGAUGAUGAUUCCAGCAUACCUUUUUCACUUGACGAUAUUACAAAGACAUUACCAGUCAUUGAGGUGGCUGAUGACGACUUGCUACCUUUUGUCCAUGAAAACCCAAACUUUGCCUUUUUAUUGCAAAGGAGGGAGUAGUAAAUUUUUUCUCACCACUGAGACUUCGCCGCUUGUGGAUAAGCCAGGAGUCCUAUCUAGGAUGUACAGUACGCGUGAUUCUUUUUAUACCAGAUGGCAAGCAAUCGAAGAGUAGUUGCUAGGAGAGAUUAUAGGCUUCUGAUUUUUAUUGAUUGGUUCGUUGAUUGUAUGUGUAUUUAGGUUGUUCUUGCCCCUUUUUUCAUUGUAGUCAUUUUUUGGCUUGUAUACUAAGGGGGCUAAGGGCAGAAGGCCCUGCCCUUUUAAGCAUAGUAGCACGAGGUUAUGCUGUAAGUAGGGAAGCUGUACAUGUGUUGUAAAUGAUAGAAGAAAAUAGACGUCAUUGUUCUGCUGGUGUAGAAAGAUGGCUUUGUGGUUGGCGUGUAUUAUUAGUUCAUUGCAUAAUUGUUGUAUUGCACAU
Molecule: messenger RNA, 7693 nt
Organism: Phragmites australis (common reed)
Lineage: Eukaryota; Viridiplantae; Streptophyta; Magnoliopsida; Poales; Poaceae
Product: myosin-17-like
Exons: 51
Coding region: 472-7275 (2267 amino acids)
Biological process (GO): vesicle transport along actin filament; actin filament organization
Cellular component (GO): myosin complex; actin cytoskeleton; vesicle
Molecular function (GO): microfilament motor activity; ATP binding; actin filament binding
Source: RefSeq, a predicted model, not a curated record